UAAUGAAACAUCAUACGUCAAAAAAAGAAAGAAAAAAAACGCAGCGCAAAAAGAUAUAAUUUCAUUGAUAAUUCCGUAAUUAAUUAAAGAUCAAAUCAUAAUGUCCUAAUGUCAUUGACUCUUCAAGUUCUGUAUAAUGUGCCGAAAAAACCGAAAAAUUUCGUGGGAAAAUUGAUUUUAUAUUUUGAAAUUGAAAAUCCUCCGACUUAAAUACCAUACACCUAGGCUAAAAAGUGCUGUCAAUUUCAAUUUCAAUGAUUUUGCAUUUUACCUUUGUUUUAAUUCGUAAGAAAUUUAAUUUAAUUAUUUCCUAAUAUUUUUUGAUACAAAUUCGAGUGUAAACAGUGUUCCGUGAUUUGUGUAGUAUGAGUUAAGAUCCCCUGUGUAAAGUGGUUUGUGCCUCCGUUUGUAACUCGCUGAAAAAUUAAAGGAAAAAUGGCAAACAUGUUGAUCGAUGAAGACCGUCGACGAAGGUUAAAUGUCCUCGAGGACCAAAUGCGCGAUCCGCUCAGUAUAGCUAAUGUGGAUUCAUUGCUGGAUACAGUGACCGCAUUGGUGGCCGAUUGUGAUCAUGAAUCGAUAAAGCGACUUAAAAACAUUGAGGCGUACACACACCGAUACGAAGCCUUGGCCAAAACAAUAACCGAAUUGCGUAUGAAACCGGAAGAUUUCAAUUUGAUCAAAGUGAUUGGACGCGGUGCUUUCGGCGAAGUUCAAUUGGUGCGACACAAUUCGACGCAACAGGUGUAUGCGAUGAAACGCCUAUCGAAAUUCGAAAUGAUCAAACGGCCCGACUCGGCAUUCUUCUGGGAGGAGCGACACAUCAUGGCAUACGCCAAUUCCGAAUGGAUAAUCCAAUUGCAUUAUGCAUUCCAAGAUCAUAAGUAUUUGUACAUGGUGAUGGACUACAUGCCAGGUGGUGAUAUAGUCAGUUUGAUGUCAAUGUAUGAUAUACCUGAAAAGUGGGCUGUUUUUUAUACGAUGGAAGUUGUGCUGGCACUAGACACCAUUCAUAAUAUGGGUUUCGUUCAUCGUGAUGUGAAGCCGGAUAAUAUGCUAUUGGAUAAGUACGGCCAUUUGAAGCUAGCUGACUUUGGUACUUGUAUGCGAAUGGGUCCUGGUGGUCUAAUUAAGUCAAGCAACGCUGUUGGUACACCGGAUUACAUUAGUCCCGAGGUGCUGCAGUCACAGAGUGGCGACGGAGAGUACGGACGUGAAUGUGAUUGGUGGUCGGUCGGAAUAUUUUUGUACGAAAUGUUGAUAGGCGACACCCCGUUUUAUGCUGAUAGUUUGGUUGGUACUUACGGUAAAAUUAUGGAUCACAAAAAGUCGUUGGCUUUUCCGGAUGAUUGUGAGAUCAGCGAAAAUGCCAGGUCAUUGAUCAAAGCAUUUCUGACUGAUCGAACGGAACGACUGGGUCGUAACGGCAUCGAGGAGAUCAAGCGGCACAGGUUCUUUCAAAAUGCCGACUGGACAUUCGAGAAUUUGAGAGAGUCUGUUCCGCCAGUCGUUCCCGAUUUGACCGGUGACGAUGAUACCAGCAAUUUCGACGAUUUAGAUCGAGAUGACAGUCCGGAGGAAUUGUUCCCAAUUCCGAAGACGUUUGCUGGUAAUCAUUUGCCAUUUGUCGGAUUCACUUAUACCGGUGACUAUCAGUUGAUGUCCAACGAUAUUGUUGACAACAAGACACACAACCAUCAUCAUCGACCAUCGAAUAGUCAGGAAAUACAACGAUUGCAGAGCUUGCUAGAACGUGAUCGAUCGACGAUUGACAUGCUGGAAAAGCAAGAGAAAAUGCUCCGACAACAAAUCGAACAGAAUAUGCAACGUGAACGGGAAGUGAGCAUUCAGAUAAACACUUACGAGAAAGACUUGACGAUGCUGAAGCAUAAUUAUCGAGAGGCGCAACGAAAGUCUGACCAUGAAUCGGAGGCUCGCAAGAAAAUUGAAAAUUUGCUGAACGAAACGAAAAAGCGUCUGGACGAUGAACAGAACAAACGGACUCGUGAGAUGAAUAACAAUCAACAACACAACGACAAAAUAAACGUGCUAGAAAAGCAGCUUAGUGACAUGCAAGAAAAAUACAAAACUGAAACGGAACAUGCUCAGAAGUUGAAGAAACAGAUAGCCGAACUAAGACUAGCCAAAUCGGACGCUGAACACAAAUCGAAUGAAUUACAAUCGGUGCUGGUCGGUCUUCAAACGCAGCGCGAUGUAUUGCAGCAAGAGGUAGCCGAACUGCAGUCAAGGCUGGCCCAGGAACGUAACUCUCGGUCGCAGUCGGUUGAAAUGCAAAAGGAAAUGGAAAUGAAAAUUAUCAACAUCAACGCUGACCUGGAACGAUCGGCCAUACGGGAACAGAAAGUGACCGAAGACAAUCGAAUUUUGAAUGAGAAAAUUUCGUUUCUGGAAAAGGAGAACGCUUCGCUUGAACUGGAAUUCAAAUCCGCACAGAAUCGAUACCAUCAAGAAGUCAGGGCACAUCAAGAAACGGAAAAGUCGCGUCUAAUGAGCAAAGAAGAGGCUAACAGGGAAGAGGAGGUCAAAGCAUUACAAACUAAACUGAAUGAGGAGAAGUCUGCUCGUCAGAAAGCCGAUCAGAAUUCCCAAGAAAAAGAACGCCAAAUUUCAAUGCUUUCGGUAGAUUAUCGCCAGAUUCAACAACGUUUACAGAAGCUGGAAGGAGAAUUCAGACAGGAAGCUGAAAAGGUGCUUGCGCUGCACAGUCAAUUGGAGCAAGAACACACGAAAAAGUCGACACUUCUGUCGGAGCUGAGCCUACAGAGUUCGGAGGUCGCUCACUUAAAAGCUAAGGAAAUGCAGUUGGUGAAAGAGGUUGCACAAUUACGUGAAACGAAGCGCAAAUUCGAAGAUGACGUUGUGAAAAUCAAAAACGCUCACAACAUCGACAUUUUACAGAUGAAAGAACUGCAAGAUCAACUUGAGGCUGAACAAUACUUCUCGCGUCUAUACAAAACUCAAAGCAGCGAACUGCGCGAAGAAAACGAAGACAAAUCUAGAUCUCUUUCUGAGUUGGAAGAGGAGCGCAGCUCACUAUUGCAUCAACUGCAAAUCGCAUUGGCUCGUGCCGAUUCAGAAGCGUUAGCCCGUUCGAUAGCCGAAGAAACGGUGGCCGAUUUGGAAAAAGAAAAGACAAUCAAAGAGCUCGAACUGAAGGAUCUGAUGUCGAAACAUCGUACCGAUUUAGCGACCAAGGAAACGGCUCUGUCCUCAUUGCGUGAUGCUGAAAAUGAAGUGGCCAAAAAAUUGAACAACAAACAAGCGGAAUACGAGGAGCUGAUGCAGGUGAACAAUAAGCUUCAGGAAGAAAUAACGCAAAACAAGGCCGACCAAUCGGAAAUGGAAAAACUGAAGAGUCGGCUGAAGAACGAAAUUCUGCUCAAACAGACAGCUGUCAAUAAGCUCACGGAAAUAAUGAGCCGAAAAGAUACUGCUAAUCCAGGUAAAACAAAGACUAAGGUCAGUUCGGCUGAUUUAAGGAAGAAAGAAAAGGAGUACCGUCGCCUGCAACAAGAGAUGACCCAAGAACGCGAUAAAUACAAUCAAUUGUUGCUCAAAUACCAGGAUGUUCAAAGUCAAUUGAACGACGAAAGUCACGCUAAAACUAAACUGCAAAUGGAGAUCGAUUGCAAGGCAACGGAAAUUGAGCAUUUACAAAUGAAACUGAAUGAAACGGCAUCGCUAUCAUCCGCCGAUAAUGAUACCGAAGACAAUCAAGAUGUGUUUGAGGGUUGGUUGAGUGUGCCGAAUAAACAAAAUAUUCGCCGACAUGGAUGGAAACCUCAAUUUGUUGUUGUGUCGUCACGCAAAAUUAUUUUUUAUAAUUCCGAGGUUGACAAGCAGAACACUUGUGAUCCGUUGCUUAUAUUAGACUUAAGCAAAGUAUUUCACGUUCGAUCGGUCACUCAAGGUGAUGUGAUACGUGCAGAUGCCAAAGAAAUUCCAAGAAUAUUUCAAUUGCUUUACGCUGGUGAGGGAGAGGCUAGACGACCGGACGAACAGCAACUUGACAUUAGUACACUGAGGGGUGUGUCUGCCGAUGAACGACCUGGGACUAAAAUAUUUAAAGGUCAUGAAUUUCUACAAAUUAGUUAUCAUAUGCCGACAACACCGUGUGAGGUUUGCUCGAAACCAUUAUGGCAUAUGUUCAAGCCACCAGCUGCUUAUGAGUGUAAAAGAUGUCGCAACAAAAUCCAUAAAGAGCAUGUAGACAAUAAUGAUCCACUAGCCCCAUGUAAAUUACAUCACGAUCCGCAUUGCGCCAGAGAAAUGCUAUUACUUGCCACAUCCGGUGACGAUCAAAAUCGUUGGGUAACGCGCCUAUCGAAACGGAUACAGAAAUGUGGCUACAAAGCGAAUUCAACGUCGAAUAACAACACUGGACCGGAGGGAAGCAAAGUUUCGCCUAGCCAAUCAACUCGUUCCAACUACAAACCAUAUGCAGUUAAUGUACAAAGAUCAGCCACUCUUCCAGCAAAUUCAUCACUAAAACAACCUUAAAAAAACAAAUAAACUUAUGCAUUUAACAGAACCAAUAGAAUUGAGAAAAGAAGAUAGAAAGAAACAAAAAAAAAAUCGAAUUUUUCUCUUCCUUUUCUAUGAUGUUUUGAUAUAAUUUUUAAUUAUUUUUUAUUUUUAACAACAAGACGGAUAUUAAUAUUUAACGUUUUAUUGGUUUAUUGGUUAAAAGAAAUUCUAAUGAUUUUUAGACACGCUGUGGUUUUCUUUUCUUUUUUAAUUUAUUAAUUUUAAAAUGACUGAAAAUUUUGAGGAAGAAAAAAGAUGUUGAAAUGAAGGUUGAACAUAGAAUUGGUUUUGAUUGGAAACCGAAAAGGAAAUGGAAGCAAAAUAAUAACAACACAACAACUUGAAGAAAAUAAAUUUUGAGAAUUUGUCAUGUCAUUUACAUGUUUGUCACACUGCGGUACGGCGAAUAAUUUCACAUAUUUAUAUAAUUGUAAGGAAUAUAAUUAAUUUAAAAAAGAAUUAUCAAAUUUAUACAGGGAAAACAAAUGAAUGAAUUAUUGAUGAUGGAAUCAACGGCUUAACAAGACAAGAAGCGCCUUAUUUAACUAGUUCUUAAACGAUGGAAUAUCCGAAUUAGACGAUUUCCAUGCCGAAAUUUAAUUCUAUUUAACCACAUCGGUUGCCUCAAUCCCAUUUUCUUUUAUCGUCCAAAAUUUUCCUACUCAUAAUAGACAUCUAGAGGACCUGCCAAUUUCGAAGAUCCUAGAUGACAUCAGAAAAUGUCCAUAAAUUUUCGACAGUGAGCCAAGGCGAAUACUGACACUGGAUAGUAAACAUAUCGUUCGUACCAAAAGCUAUUUGCCAGUUACCUUUUAGUAUGCUUAUUCCCAGAGAAAAGUCACAGUGAAAUUAUCGAAAUUUUGCAAGCUUCGACAGUCUCAUUAAUAAAACCGUAACUGCUUGGUAAUUUUGAAAAUUGAAAUAAAAGUAAAUUUCGAUAUCUAGUCUCGGACAUUUCCAAAUAAUUUAAACUUCUUGCGAAUAACUGAUUUUUAUGAACAUUUUCUGGUGUAUAACGAUCGCCCAACGCCCACAUAUCUUCAAAGAAACAAUGUAACCGUUUGCUCAACUCAUCCAAUAUUGUCCAAGAAUAUGUUGAAGCAUUUCGAUGGAACGCUCCAGUUGUUGAUAUUGUCUCACACAUCACAUCUCCACAAUUUACGAUAGUAGUCUCGAUUAUGUUAUAUGGACGCUGGAGCGGAAAAUAUGGAAAAACGAACGAACAAAAAAAACCGACAUCGUGUGCCAGUUUCAGAAUCGAUUGUUUGGUGAAAGUAACUUCUAUUUAACUGGUCGACGUUUGAAAGCGAGAGGAGAGGUUUUGCGAUGAAAUUUCUUUUUGUGCGGGAGAAUUUAAAAAGAAUAUGACACCUCAAGGGGGACUGAGCCUGUCAUAACUACACACCUGCGUUUUGACCCAAAGUUAUCUAAAAACGAAAUUAGCUCGAAAAUCAAUUAGAGUGAAAUGUGAAGUGUAUCUUAGAAUAGAGUGUAUUGGAGCUCCGAUUCGGUGCAUAUUCUGACUUUAUCUACCUCAUAAGUGAUCGAGUUUUUUUUUCUUUGUUUCAAUGUUUCACAACUUUACUACUUAAAUCGCUCAUUGAGUUGUAGGACCAUGAAGGUCAUAAACUCUUCUCAUAAAAAAAGAGUUGUUGUGUCAGUAAAAUAGUUAUCCCUUAGCGUUUAAUAAAGUUGUAUACGAAUCUGCGAAAAGCGAUCCGUCAAAUUAGAUUUGGUUUAAUUGAACGGUUGCAGUGCGUAGUUAAUUGGGUUUUUAUCUAACACUAUUUAACAUAUUUCAAAAGGUAAACGGUGUUCACAGGUGAAAGUCUGCUCUAGAUACUAAAUAACCAAACAAAAACAAAUUAUUUUUGCAAAAUGCACACUAAAAAAAUCAACAUAAAUUGACGAAUACCCCACAACAUUAAUCUAAACAAAUUUGAGUUUAUAUUUUUAUUAGAUGAUCCUCCAGAGCUUCAGCGAACUAAAAAAAAAAUUGCUAGAUAAUUUGUCAACGUCACCAAAUCGUAGCCAUAGCGAUACCGAAAUAGAAAAAAAGAGAGUUUAAAUCACGCCCCCGACCUCCCGUUUGAAACGAAUUUAUUUUAAACUUUUUUUUUUAUAAUUUUUGACUAAAUCAACUUCGAAACACGAACACAACAUUAUGAGAAAGACGAUGGUGCUAAAACGUUUUUAUUUGUUUUUUUGAUCGAUUGUCUCCGCAUAAAUAAA
Molecule: messenger RNA, 6780 nt
Organism: Bradysia coprophila
Lineage: Eukaryota; Metazoa; Arthropoda; Insecta; Diptera; Sciaridae
Gene: Rok
Product: Rho associated coiled-coil containing protein kinase
Biological process (GO): Rho protein signal transduction; embryonic morphogenesis; regulation of cell junction assembly
Cellular component (GO): cytoplasm; cytoskeleton
Molecular function (GO): ATP binding; Rho-dependent protein serine/threonine kinase activity; small GTPase binding
Source: RefSeq, a predicted model, not a curated record